Molecule: messenger RNA, 2715 nt
Organism: Penicillium subrubescens
Lineage: Eukaryota; Fungi; Ascomycota; Eurotiomycetes; Eurotiales; Aspergillaceae
Product: UBA/TS-N domain protein
Exons: 2
Coding region: 1-2715 (904 amino acids)
Biological process (GO): clathrin-dependent endocytosis; clathrin coat disassembly
Cellular component (GO): vesicle; intracellular membrane-bounded organelle; cytoplasm
Molecular function (GO): clathrin binding
Source: RefSeq, a predicted model, not a curated record
AUGGAUGACCUGAAUGGGCUGAGUUGGUCAUCCAACUCCAAUGCGCCCGCCAACAAACCCCCUCCCAUGGGCUCUGGCUUCAUGUUUCCCAAUGUCAAACCCAAUGGUGCCUCCGGUAGAUCAACACCGAUGUCCGCUGCUUCGAACCGAUCCAAUUCGCCAUCCAAACCGCCCACAUCUACAUCUACCGGAGAUAGCUUUGCGAACUUGGUGUCCUUCAAUUCAUCCGCGGCAAACAAGAACAUUUCGCUGGUAGAGCAGCAGAAGCGAUUACAGGAGGAAAAGGCCAAGAAGGCAGCGGAGGACCGCCGGCGGUACGAUGCGCAGUAUGGAGGUCAGAACUCGCAGUUCUGGGACAACUUGGAACAUGGCCGGACCCCGAGCCCCGCGACGGCGGCGAUCGCGAAAUCCAUAUCGCCACCAGCAGACGACGACGAUAUACUGGCUGCAUUCAGCGCCGCUGCGCCCGUUGAUGCAUCAACAAACUUCCCCGUCCCAAGCUCCAACGCAUCUCCCCAGGUUGGUUCUAAUUCGCGACGAGGCACACCUAGUGGGGGGAUAACGAUGCAGGAUAACUCGGGGGGCUUGGGUGCAUUUGGCGACGACGACGACGAUCCGUUUGGUCUCAAUCAAUUGAAGUCGAAGCCAGCACCGGCUCCGUCGCAAGCUGCCGCAGACGAUGAUGAUUUCCUUGGGCUACUGGGAAAACCCGUGUCAGAGAUCCCUCGCCAGCAGCCGCCCCCAGAGCGGCAAGUUCCCUCCCACCGUGAUCGCGAAAACCAGUCCGCCUCCCCCAUGCCUUCGAACGAAGUUGAUCGAGCGAUUGCAGAGCUGGUGGAUAUGGGAUUCCCCGCGGACAAGUCACGGCAAGCCCUGAAGACUACGGAGUCAGGAACCAAUGUCCAGGCGGCUGUUAGUUGGCUACUCACGCAAGCACACGCCGAGUCAAGGCAAAAGUCCCAAGGGAGAUCUCCUGCACCCACUCAACCCGGUGAUCGCACGGAGCGAAGUGAUAGUCGACACCGGGAUCCCCCUUCCUGGGCGAGGGAAGGUAGACAACAGCCUCCUCGGUCGCGCGAGGAUAGUCGAAGCCCCGGGGCUGGAGAGAAAGACCCCGCACAAAUAGCCUCUCAAUUUGGCAACAACUUGUUGAAAACUGCUGGCUCCCUCUGGAAGACUGGUAGCAAGAAGUUCCAGCAAGCUGUGAAUGAAUUCAAUGCUGCCGAUCAUGACCCUAACCAGCCCAAGUGGAUGAGGGAUGCAUCUGCGCCUCGCGAGGAGCCAUUCCCUCAACAGCCGCCCCGGCGCGGUGGUGAAAGGGAGCAAGCGCAAAAUCAGCACCAAGACUUCACUAACGAGGCACUACUCUUGGAAGCUCGUGAUUCUGGACCACCUCGAAAGCCUGCUCGCCCGCAGGAUCAGCGCCAAUCCGCUCCCACUAGUAGCGACCCGCGUCGCCAGCCAUCGCCAGCCACCCAACAUAUGCAGCAGGCCAACUUCCUCCAGCGUCCAUCACGACCGACCUCUACGGAACCCAAAUCUCGUCUCUCCCGAUUUGCUGCCGAGGAGCAGUCGGCGCAAGCAUAUGUCAGCCCGGCAAGGCGGCGACAGCCUCAAGCGCCACCUCCAGCACCCGAGCCCAAUGUUGAUCUCUUUGAUUCUCCCAUCCCUUCGUCACAGCCGCCCAACCGAAGCCCUCAACCUCAGGCCCGACCGCCGCCAGCGCGUUCAGCUCCUAUCCCAGCACGCCCCAAGGCUCCGUCCCGGUCUAUACCGCCCGUAUCUGCAGAGGCUCUGCAAUCGACUCACCGCCAUCGCGAGAAAGCUGCAGAUGCGUACAAGCGGGGCGACUAUGCAGCUGCACAUCAAAGUUUCUCUACUGCGCUCGACAUGCUUCCUGACAAGCACCCGAUCACGAUCAUCGUUCGCAGUAACCGAGCAAUGACCGGUCUGAAGAUCGGUGAGCCAAAGGGUGCCAUUGACGAUGCUGAUAUUAUUUUGACAAUGAUCGGACCGUCAAAGGGCGAAGAUGAGACAAUUGACCUCGGUAAUGGCGACGCCGCCAAGCCCAUGAAGGACUUCUAUGGUAAGGCCCUCAUGCGCAAGGCCGAAGCUUUAGAGCAACUUGAACGAUGGUCGGACGCAGCACAGGCCUGGAAGUUGGCCGUGGAAUCCGGCCACGGCGGAGGUACUAGCAUUCAGGGCAGGAACCGAUGCGAGAAGGCCGCUGGAGUCAGCAAACCUCCGUCAAAACCCUCAGCCCCUGUCAGAAAGAGGCCCACCCCGGUACCCAAGAAGACGUCUGCACUGUCAGAUCUCUCCGGCGGAGCCGCUUCUGGCCAAGACUCGGAGGCUGUUAGUCGAUUGAGGCAGGCUAACCAGGCUGCCGAACGUGCCGAUGAGGAGAAAUUCGCUCUCACUGAUAGUGUUGACGCGAGAAUCGCUGGAUGGAGGAAUGGAAAGCAGGAUAACCUGCGUGCCCUACUUGGUAGUCUUGACACUGUGCUUUGGCCUGAAUCCGGCUGGAAGAAGAUUGGCUUGGCAGAGUUGGUGUUGCCGAACAAGGUCAAGAUUCAAUACAUGAAGGGUAUUGCAAAGGUUCACCCUGAUAAGAUUCCGACGACUGCUACUACUGAACAGCGUAUGAUUGCUGGCGCCGUUUUUGGAACCCUGAACGAGGCUUGGGAUAAGUUCCGAGUCGAAAACAACCUGUGA